Messenger RNA from Chrysoperla carnea, 1860 nucleotides. Its product is annotated as probable beta-hexosaminidase fdl. Gene Ontology annotation, biological process: glycosaminoglycan metabolic process; ganglioside catabolic process; carbohydrate metabolic process. The coding region runs from base 1 to 1860 and encodes 619 amino acids. Gene Ontology annotation, molecular function: beta-N-acetylhexosaminidase activity. Gene Ontology annotation, cellular component: membrane. The record is from RefSeq and is a predicted model, not a curated record. The transcript has 3 exons. NCBI's taxonomy places the organism in Eukaryota, Metazoa, Arthropoda, Insecta, Neuroptera, Chrysopidae.
AUGAAGGAUAUUGGAACAAGAGUCUGUUCAUUGGCUUUCACGUUUUUUAUAAUUGUCGGGAGUAAACCUUUAUAUGCUUCUUCAGAUCGUGAGGUAGUGCAACCAUGGAUUUGGGUUUGUACAAAUAAUCACUGUGAACGGCGUCUAAAAACGCAAUUAGAUAAAACUGAUGAAAAUAAUGAACAUUCUUUUCGUACUUGUAACAUGUUAUGUGGAUCUACUCAAUUAUGGCCACAACCUACAGGUCCCAUAUCAUUGGGAUCAAUUUCCGUAUCAUUCCUUCCAAAACAGCUUUAUUUAGAAGCAGAUGUUCCAUUUGCAGUUUUAAAAAUGGUAAAUACAGCAUUCGCAAUAUUCAAAACUAAUGUUCGUGUAAUGUCUCUCAUAAAAAAUCCAUACACACCUGAUGUGCAGAAGUUCAUGGUCAAAAUUAAAAUAGUUAAAACCAUUCAGCGUUUAAAAUUAGAAACAUCAGAAAGUUAUACAUUACUGAUUCGUUAUUCGCACGAAUCGAUUAUAUGUUCAAUUGAAGCAGACACAUAUUUUGGUGCCAGGCAUGGACUCGAAACAUUAUCACAGCUAAUAUGGUGGGAUACUGAAUUGAAAAGAUUACGGGUAUUAAAAAUAGCAAAUAUUGUUGAUAAACCGAAGUUCGCAUAUCGUGGAUUAAUGUUAGAUACGUCACGUAAUUAUUUUUCAACUAAAGCAAUUAAGCGAACUUUGGAUGGCAUGGCAGCUUCCAAACUAAAUGCUUUUCAUUGGCAUAUAUCAGAUUCACAAAGUUUUCCAUUUGAUUCACCUCGCGUGCCUGAAAUGAUUGAAAAUGGUGUACAUAAUCGAUUAAAUGUGUACACAGCAAAAAAUAUCAUUGAAAUAUCCGAAUAUGCCCGAAUACGUGGAAUACGUGUGAUUAUUGAAAUCGAUACACCAGCGCAUGCAGGCAUGGGUUGGACAUGGGGCCCCUCAAAAGGCUUAGGUGAAUUAGUCGUAUGUGUUGGUCAACAACCGUCGAAUCGAUAUUGUGGAGAACCUCCAUGUGGACAAUUAAAUCCUCAAAAUCCACAUGUUUAUAAAAUACUUGAAAAUUUAUAUAAAGACAUUAUCGAAUUAACCGGUGAGACAGAAAUAUUUCAUAUUGGAGGUGAUGAAGUUAAUUUAGAAUGUUGGAAUCAACAUCAAAAUGCAACAUCUUCUAACACAGAUCGCUUUAGUAGUUACAUGGAUUUACAUGAAUUAUGGGGAAAUUUUACUAUAAAAGCUUUAGCUAGCUUAAAGGCUGCAAAUAAAAAUAAAAUUCCCACAGCAACUAUUUUAUGGUCAAGUAAUUUAUCCAAACGUCCUUAUAUUACCAAAUAUUUGGAUCCAGAGCACAUUGUAGUUCAAGUAUGGAGUUCAAUGUCUAAAGGGGAGCAAAGUAAGUUAUGGAACGAUGGUUAUCGUACAAUUUUAUCCCAUGUCGAUGCAUGGUAUUUAGAUUGCGGUUUUGGUAAAUGGAGGGAAGACGGAGCUGCCACAUGUGACCCAUACCGAACAUGGCAAAAAGUUUAUAAUCAUCGGCCAUGGCUAACGUCAUCAAUUCUCGAACGUAAUUUUAAACUAAUAGUAGGAGGGGAAGCUUGUUUGUGGACAGAACAAGUGAAUGAAAUGACUUUAGAUGGUCGAUUAUGGCCCAGAGCUGCGUCAUUUGCUGAAAGACUUUGGAGCGAUAUACCACCCGUCGAUAUUGAGUCACUUGUAGAAAUUCCAGAAGAUACUUAUACAAGACUGGAUACACAUCGGUAUCGAUUGAUUGACCGUGGUAUUUCAGCUGAAAGUUUAUGGCCAGAGUGGUGUACUUAUAAUCCUGGUUUGUGCUUUUAA